Molecule: messenger RNA, 1887 nt
Organism: Limulus polyphemus (Atlantic horseshoe crab)
Lineage: Eukaryota; Metazoa; Arthropoda; Merostomata; Xiphosura; Limulidae
Product: disks large-associated protein 5-like
Exons: 6
Coding region: 83-880 (265 amino acids)
Biological process (GO): kinetochore assembly; chromosome segregation; centrosome localization
Cellular component (GO): spindle pole centrosome; nucleus; cytoplasm
Molecular function (GO): microtubule binding
Source: RefSeq, a predicted model, not a curated record
CUUUAGGAGUUAUAAUAAUAUCUAAUGUUUUUAUACAUUUUAUCACACCAAGAGUUGCAAAUUACAAUUGUUCAAGUUUAUCAUGAGUGCCCACAACGUUCUGUACUUUCGACAACAGUUAGCAAGUGAAAAGGAGCAUCUUCAGAAGCUGUGUGAAAGAUGGAAUGAAACUGCAGCAAAAGCUGAUAUCCCAGAUGAAUUCAAUUGGUUUUUAAUAGGUUUGGGACAAAUUAGACUAGCUGUUGGUCAAGCACAACUUUUAAUGGACCAGCGUUUCCAUCAGUUUAGUGGCUUGAUUGAUAACUGUGAAUUUCACAGGGGUGAAAAGAAGACAACUUGUGAUGAUCUGCAAGGAUUUUGGGACAUGAUCUUCUUUCAGGUAGAAGAUGUGAACCAAAAAUUCAACAACUUGGAAAUGUUAGAAAAAUCUAAAUGGAGUUCUGAACUUGAAGAUGGUGUAAAAGAUACAAAAGCUUUAAGUAAAACAGUCACAAAAUCUAAAUCUGAAACUGGGAAACAUCAGAAAUUUAGUAACGUAUCCUCACAAAUGAAAAUGCACAUAUUAGCUGCCAGACAGAGACUUGCAGAAGCAAAAGCUCGUACUGUAAAGUCUUCAAGCAGCAGUAGCAGUAAUGAUGAAGAAAAUAAAGAAAAUGAAAAAGUGUUUGAAAUGCCAGGUUUUUUUACUGUCAACAGUCCAGUAAAAAUAGCUCAACAAAGAAAUAAAAGUGAGUAUACCCUCCUGAAGGCAGAAGCUGCUUCUCCUCUUGCAAAACUUAAACCUCAUCGAAAACCUGAAAUGAGAAAUUACAUACCUUUAGCUUGUGUUACUCGUUCAGCUAAGAAAGCUUUGCAAAUGAGUGAUGAUGAAAACAUAUAGGAUGAGGUCAUUAACAGAUUUAUGUGCUGAAGUUAAGUAAAUUAUCUUAAAAAAUCAAUUACGUAUGUAUAUUGCAUGAACAUAGCUGCAUAUUUCAGCACGUUAGUAAUUCUUGUAUGGAACUUUACUCACAACAAAUACAAAAUGGUAACUGAUGAUUUUUUAGUUACAGUUCUUUAUGAUGCUGUAUCAAAGCUUGUACCUUUUCUAAAUAUUCCCACAUGUUCAGUCAAUACAUAAAUGCAUGUUUAUUUUCUGUGUUAGUUUGGUAAGGAUACUGUUUUUUUACACUAUUUAGUUUUGAAAUUGUAUAAUCGUAUAUGUGUACAAAAAUUUCUUUUUCUGUAUCUAUGUGUUUGUACUAUGGUUUUAUAACCCUAGCUGUCUGCUUUUAAUAUGUCCUGUAAUUAUUAUUUUUUAAUGAUGAUAAAAUUAAUUGUACUCUUAUAUAAAAUAUUGUACAGGUAAUCACUUGUUAAUCAUUAUCUCCAAGUUUUAAGUGUCAUUUAGAAUAUUUUGAUUUAAAAAGUUUAAUUAAACUUUCUGUAUCUCAAAUGCUUUUAUGCAAAAUCAAAAAUAAAGUUUUAGGGGUUACAUUUUUAAUGGAUCUAAUGUUGUUUGUUUAAACAAUUUUUUGCUUAAAUUUAACACUAGUAAACCUUAUAAAGAUUUUUUGUAAGAUUUAGUUUUGUGGCUAAAAUGUGCUUUAAAGUUAUUGGUCAAAAUAUAUGUUGGAGUUAAUUUCAAGUGAUCCAUAACUCAAAUUUAUAAUACAAAUAUACUUUCUAUUGGAAACUGUAACUGUAAGAAAUUAUGAAAGGAUAACCAGAAAGGUAUAUUUAAAUAUUUUUGGUAUUUGUCAUUUAGCAAAUUUUCAUAAUGCAACAAUACUUUUUAUAAAUAAGAAUACAAAAAAAAUAUUUUUGUCAUUUGGUUAAUUAACUUGUGGCAAGUAACCACCUUUAUAUUAAUGAUAAUUUUGGAUAGAACUAUUUGUUAAAAUUAUC